AUGAACCAAGGACCCAAAGUCAACAGAGCAGGGCAGAGGUUACGCUCUGCGUGUACCGAGUGCCACGCGGCCAAGGUCAAGUGCACAGCGGAGAGCACAGGGUGUGCACGGUGUCUGCAAUCUGGCUUCGAAUGCAACUACGAAGUCUCCAUGGUUGGCAAAUGUCGCCGUCGUAAGCGUACUACCUCUUCAGACAUAACCACUCGACCUGUUCCAAGAUCAAGCUUUUCCACGGCACGCUCGAGCUCCGUUGCGGAAUCACCCUCUGAAUAUCUUCAACAACAGAGCACAGCACCAACGUCGCCAUUGAUGACUGGCUCUCGCGAUGGCUCUACGUCGAUGUCUAUCAACGACAAUGUCUUUGACUGGUCCAGUGACGGAGCACCCUCCAACCCGUUCGAUGCCGAGUUUGUCAACGAUUCUGCUCCAAACGCAAUCACUUCAAACGAUAACGACAUCAGUGUUGGCUAUGAAGAUCUGAUCAACGACCAUCUGGGAGUGGAUUUUUCAAUCCCCCACAUCGUUCUUGAAAACCAGGCGUCCAAUGCUUCCAGCUCAUCCGGCCCUUCCACCACCACCUUGCCGUGGACCAUCGACCCAGACUUGAUGACAUAUCGUGGACAGGCCUCGCUUCUCCGCCAAGACCUCGGAAACGACACAUCUUCCAGCAUGGGCGUGUGCUAUGCGGCCAUUGCACGACUCGACGCUCUAUGCCGGCAAUCGAAUCCACAGAUCGACAUGGUGGUCGGUGCAGUGAAGACCAGCGCCAAGGAUAUUGCCCAACUCAUGCAACUUACGUCGUAUCGGCGAAGCUAUACCGGCCCAUCGGUGGUGCUUGUUGCCGUCGAGCCCAUGGUGAAUCUGUUCGAGAUGAUAGCCCCGAGGGUCACUGGCCAAUACGAUCAAAGCUCAUUGGCCUCAAUGACGGAGCCCAGGCUUCCCAGUCUCAUGCUAGGAAACUUCAAGGCCGAGGGAGAGGAGGCAACGUCGAUCUGGAAGCAGAUUGUGCUUGCAGAAGCGCAUCGUCUUUCGAGACUCAUCGAUAUGCUUAGUGAUCAGAUCAACUCAGCGCAGGCCCAACCGCGGGGUUGGCGUGCGACCGGGUUUAGUUCCUCWUGCCACGAGCUGGAACAGCGUGUGAGAGCUUUGGUCAUCGGGCUGGAGCGGCCAGCCGUUUGUUAG
Molecule: messenger RNA, 1182 nt
Organism: Ramularia collo-cygni
Lineage: Eukaryota; Fungi; Ascomycota; Dothideomycetes; Mycosphaerellales; Mycosphaerellaceae
Exons: 2
Coding region: 1-1182 (393 amino acids)
Biological process (GO): regulation of DNA-templated transcription
Molecular function (GO): zinc ion binding; DNA-binding transcription factor activity, RNA polymerase II-specific
Source: RefSeq, a predicted model, not a curated record